AUGCCCGAAAUGUCUAAAAACACGGAAAGCACCGUCCCAGAUCCUGUAAUGGUUUCUGAGGUGAUCUCCCGACCGUCAAUAUCAAAAGCCGAAAUUGAGAAGCAAGCUUCUCAGUCGAUUGCAUUGAUACCAUGGGAUCCAGACUCCACGGCUCAUGUGGAACGUUUACGAUUGCAGAGGAUCGCGUGUGGCUGGAAGAUAGCUAAAGUCGACGAGUGGAAAGACCUUCAGCAAUCAGGAAAGAUCGGUAUGCAUUGGAUCGCUCUCACACCCUCACACCUAGAAACAUCGUCCCGUCUGCAGAAGCAUAUCAAAGCGUUCCCAGAUGAGUCUACGCCUCUAGCGGAUACGUGCAGAGUGGUCUUGUCCCGCCCACACACUCCUGACCCGCAGUUCGACAAGUUCAUCCCAAUCGGGCACAUCUCCUUGGACGUGGUCACAACCUUUCCAGAGCUCCGGGCUUCAGCUGCUGAUGGUGUAUACUCAAUCAACUCCUUCUAUAUCUCCAGAAGCCUUCAGCGUGGCGGGCUAGGCGCUGCUGCAAUGGUAGCCUGUGAGAGAAUAGCUAGGACAGUUUUUCGAGCCAAGACAAUUACACUAUCGACAAUCAGCAAUGAUGAAAUGUACCAUGAGAAUCCCCGCAGGGUAGCCAUGGGCUUGACAGAGAUUCCCAAGCCAACAAACCAGGAUUGGUACACAAAGCGAGGGUACACCAUCUAUGGACAUAGGCUCAACGCAUACCAUGAAAUUGACCCUACAGGAAAGCGUUGGGGCAUCAAGUGUGUGUUCAUGAGCAAAGAGCUCGAGCCGGUGGACUGA
Molecule: messenger RNA, 819 nt
Organism: Pestalotiopsis fici W106-1
Lineage: Eukaryota; Fungi; Ascomycota; Sordariomycetes; Amphisphaeriales; Sporocadaceae
Exons: 4
Coding region: 1-819 (272 amino acids)
Source: RefSeq, a predicted model, not a curated record